Messenger RNA from Antrostomus carolinensis (chuck-will's-widow), 2912 nucleotides. RefSeq names its product disintegrin and metalloproteinase domain-containing protein 10. Gene Ontology annotation, cellular component: plasma membrane; synaptic membrane. Lineage: Eukaryota; Metazoa; Chordata; Aves; Caprimulgiformes; Caprimulgidae. Gene Ontology annotation, molecular function: metalloendopeptidase activity involved in amyloid precursor protein catabolic process. The annotation marks the transcript as partial. Gene Ontology annotation, biological process: Notch signaling pathway; membrane protein ectodomain proteolysis. The transcript is spliced from 5 exons. The record is from RefSeq and is a predicted model, not a curated record.
CCCUAGCCAAGGGCCCUGCUGUACUGCCCAGUGUAUUUUCAAACUGAAGACCGACAAGUGCCGAAAUGAUUCUGACUGUGCAAAAGAAGGAAUGUGUAAUGGUGUCAGUGCUCUCUGUCCAGCAUCUGAGCCUAAACCAAACUUCACAGAUUGCAACAGGCACACACAAGUUUGCAUAAAGGGGCAAUGUGCUGGCUCUAUCUGUGAGAAGUAUGGCUUGGAGGAAUGUACAUGUGCUAGUUCAGAUGGCAAGGAUGAUAGAGAAUUGUGUCAUGUCUGCUGCAUGAGAAAAAUGGACCCAACUACUUGUGCAAGUACAGGCUCUAAGCAGUGGGAGAAACACUUUGGUCGUAAAACUAUUACUUUGCAACCUGGAUCUCCUUGUAAUGAUUUCAAAGGCUACUGUGAUGUGUUUAUGAGGUGCCGGCUAGUAGAUGCUGAUGGCCCUCUAGCUAGAUUAAAGAAAGCAAUUUUUAAUCCGGAGCUAUAUGAAAAUAUUGCAGAAUGGAUUGUGGCUUAUUGGUGGGCAGUGUUGCUUAUGGGAAUUGCCUUGAUCAUGUUAAUGGCUGGUUUCAUUAAGAUAUGCAGUGUUCAUACUCCAAGCAGUAAUCCAAAGUUGCCUCCUCAUAAACCACUUCCAGGCACUUUAAAAAGGAGGAGACCACCACAAACCACUCAGCCACCACAGCGGCAAAGGCCCCGAGAGAGUUAUCAGAUGGGACAUAUGAGACGUUAACUGCAGCUUUUUGCCUUGGUUCUUCCUAGUGCCUACAAUGGGAAAACUCACUCCAAAGAAAACCUAAUGAGUCAUUGUCCCUGGUCUAACUCUCAAAAAUUGAAGAGAGGAAAAAAAAAAAGCAAAGCAUUAUAUGCCCUCAAAAGAAGUGGAAGAGGUUAAAUUUUAAUGAACAAAUCUUCCAACUCAAAAUGAAGAGAAGUGUUUUUCUUGCAUAUUUUUAAUUUAGUGGCACGAAAUCCUAGAGUAUCAUGAUUCUCUCCCCCUUCUGUGCUCUUCAUUGCUGCAUUUUCUCCACUUGCAGGCAAAUAUGGCUGUAUUAAAACUUUUACUCAAGAAUUGAAAAAAUAUAUAUUUUUCAACUGCCAGACAAGGCUAGGAAGGUAGGCCACCUCAGCAUUGGAGACAUUACUUGUCAAUGUAUAUACAUUGUUAUAUGCAGACAUGUAUUUCUAACGUACACCCGUACUUGUGUGCAAUUGUAAACAAGAAAAUUGCAAUAUGGAUGUUUCUUUGUAUUAUAAAACUUUUCUGCUAUUAAUGAAGAAAUUACUGUUUAAUUGACAUACUCAGGAUAACAGAGGAUGAUGGUGUGUAAUGGUCAAGGAUCCUGUGAUGCUUUACACAGCAAUUUUGAAUCAAAUCAAACUUUUUUUUAUCAUGAUCAAAGUUGUUUGAACCACCCAUUUCAUCUUUAUCAAACAGCUGCUAAGACAUAGCAUACAAGAUUGAAUGGUCUUUUAGAGAUAACAGGUGUUCUGCAAACUUUACAAAUGCCAGAAUGUUUAAAAAAUGUUUUAUAUAAGUGUCUGAUUUCUUGUAGCUCAGCAUAAAUAUUUUUGUCUGAUUAUUCAGUUGAAUAAUGAGUAGUUCGAUGAAAUAUUUCCAUGCUUUAUGUAGAAAAUUCUGCCUGUUAUUGAACUUGUUUUAAAAAUUGCAACCAGUUUAUUUGGGCUGUUCAGAUAUUUUUACAGUAUGUUAAUUAAGUUUGUGUUCUGAGGGAUGCGUAAAGAAAGAAAAGCUGUAGGUUUUUUAUUUUAUUUUUUAAUUUAUCAGAUAUUUUGAUAACCUUUCAGCAUGAUACUGUUGAUUGAUAACCACUAAAGUAGAGUGAUUUGCCCAGCUACUGUGGCAGAGUUAAAAUUGUAGUUAGGACUACCAAUUUUCCCACAUUUUAUAACAGUAGUGAAGUUCAACAGCACAAUGUCCCAUUCCAAAGUUUUUAUUACAAAUGUAAAUAAUUGGCAUUUUUGAAAGAGGAAACAAAAGAUGUCUUAAGGUUCUUACUGCUAUUCAGGAGAUGAAAGGGGGCAUUACAUAAUGUUUAAGCUUGUGAUCUAUUUAUUGCUUGUUUUCCAAAAGCACCAAGCUAAUUGGAGACGCAAAAGGUUAUAAUUUUCCUGGCUUUGCUUAGGAGAUAAUUUACUAAGGGUUGGUCAGGCUUCCUUUGUUUGUUUUUUGUUUUUGUUUUGUUUAAGAGUAUAAGGUUUACACAAUCAUUCUCAUAAUGUGACGCAAGCCAGCAAGGCCAAAAAUGUUACAGAAUAUAAUGGGAUCUCUUCCUUGUAAACUUGUACAGUAUGUGGUAACUUUUUCAAAAUACAGCUUUUUGUACAUGGUUUAGAGACAAAUUUUGUACAUGAAACCCCAAGUCUGAUAGACUAUAUAAAUAAUUCUAAAUGAUCUUAACUAGUUAGAAGUGUAUGUAGUUGCUUUUAAGUCAUUUUAAAUACAUUCGUUUUAAGACUGUGCAAAGAUUGGAAGUGGGUUUGCAUAUCUAAAAUGGUGACUUUUAUUCAGCAAGAGUUCUUAGUAACUUCUUGAGUGUGGUAGACUUUGGAACAUGUAAAUUUUUUGCCUGUAAUGUUAUCCUGUGGUAGGAUUUUGGCAGACAAAUGCUGCCCUAUUUUAUUUUGAGUCUAAGUUAAAUGUUUUCUGAAAACAGAAAUGUGCACUGAACUCUCCACUACAAGUCAAGAUGUGGUAAAACCGAAAGAAAGUUCAAGACAAUGAAAUGGAAUACUACUGUCGAUUUCAUGUCCACUGUGUUUUAUACAGUAUCUUUUUUGUUCACUUUGGAAAUUUUUACUAAAAAAAUGCAAAAAAUAAAGUAUUGUGCAAAGAUAUGUAAGGUUUUUUGAAACUUGAAAUGCAUUAAUAAAUAGACUUGACAAAA